AUGCAGUUCCACAGCAUGAGCUUCACUGCCAGGAUGUGGCCAGACGGCAAGCCAGUGGAGGGCUGUAUGGGCAUGGUCCGCACCAAGCGCAUCGAAAUCAACAAGUUGCCGGCCUAUCCGGAUCUGCCAGAUCAAACAUGCUUCCUUUUCUUGGUGGAUGGGCUGGAGGACGCGGCUACCAUGCGUUCCUUCAGAUUUCCGGAUCCCUUCAAUGCGGAGCUCGCAGCGCUGGGCAUGCUGCAGACUGAUCAGGAACAAGCGCCCUUGAAAAGCGGACGACCCUACCAGUUCCAGGUCACCGCCUAUGGCGCCAAGGGCGAGGUCUUGGGAGCCUCCGCUUGGUCUAUGCCCACCAGCAUCGAGCGAAAACGGAGAUUUACGGAAUUGCCCUUACUGCUUUGGCGAGGCUUGUGUGGCAUUCUGCCGCCCAGCACUUUCAAGUACUUUUUGAAGGAGCACUGCGUCGUCCUUUCCAAGGAGCCAAGCAUGGUUAUCAAGUUCAAGAGGAUUUGCUUGUCAGUCUGGUCGAAAGCUCCAGAGUUCAGUGGCAUUGGGAAGAACGGUGAGAGCCUGAACCAGCAGGUGCAAGUCUACUUCUCGUCCUGUAGCGAGAUGAAGGUGACUGAGCCGGCGAAGCUGGACCGGAGCCGAAGGCGAGAGAAGCCCAUGAGUCAGGUCUUUCCCAACUCUGAUCGGGUGAACGCUGAAGACAACAUGAUUGUGGUGUUGGACGCCUUCGCACAGGACAUCACUUUAAAUGUUGGCAAUGAUCUGAGCCAAAAGCUGACAAUCGAGGUUUCUUUGACCUCCCAGGAGGGCGAGGAGACGGUCGUCGCCCGCUGGGAGCAUUCCUGGGCUCAUUUGUUGGACCUGCUAAGGUACUGCAGAGCUGAACAGGAGCUCACCGAUGAAGUGGUCUUACGUGCAGGCCUGAUGCCGGUGGCAAUGCUGUCAGCAAAAUUCGAGAUUUGCAAUACCAUGCUUGCCUCCACUGCACGCCCUGUCACUCCACAGAAGAACUUCCCGGAGAUUUUCGUGCAGAUCCGCCGCGGCUCGACCUUCUUUUGGGGCGAAUCGGUGAAGUUGGAGUGGAGCGUGCCCACCAGCCUGCGGCAGGAGACCACCUUGGAGAUUCUGGCAGUGACGAAGAAGUUGAACGUGGAGAAGCUGGCCGAAGGUUUGGUAGCUGAAGCUCCCGAGGGCCGGACCAUUCAGAGCAGCUUGCAGAGUGUGGAACUCUUGCAUGGCCAAGCGACUGUGGAACUUUGCCCGGAGUGCGAAGGGAUGAUGUCUUGCUACUUGCAGGCCAAGCCGCUCGGGAGCCAUGAGAUUGUCGCUUGCAGUGGGCAAUUCCUUCUUGUACGGCCAGUGCUUUUGCAGGAUCUGGAGCUGUGCUAUGCAGGCUUUUGCUCGCGCAAUGGAAUUCCCAUGGAGCGCAUUGAGUCCAAUCUGGAUGCAGGAGAAAUAUUUUUGGUGGAGCGCUCCUUCAAUGUGAUCAGUGGGCUUCGAGCACCGCUGCCGGUGCCGCUGGAAGUGGAGGCCGUAGCCACCGCAGCCCGCAAACAUCCCCGGUGCAACGUCUUCAUUGAGAAUCAGUCCUCCUGCGCCAUAGUGCCGGAGGCUCCGGUGCGAUUGCAGAAUGCCAAGACCAUGCAGGAGGAAUCUCGAGAAAGCAAAUCAUCCUCCAAGGGAGUUGCUAGACAGGCAUCAAUCAAAUCGAUGGAGACUCCACUGUUGCAAGCAAGUGAGGAAGUGUCAGAAGAAGAGGACAAGUUCAGAACACUCGUGCCCCAUCGACAAGCGAUGAAGAUUCCUUCAAACAUCUUCUGGAGGCACAGUGAUGAGUGGGGACGUGAUCCAUUGCUUCAGUAUCGGUUCCUUCCCUUUGAACAUUUGAAGGGCACUCUUGGGAAAGGCAUACGCGCUGUUUUCUUGACCUUUCUUUUUUAUGGGAACAUCGCCGCUGUGGUGAUGCCAGUAGUCCUCGUGCUGGUUUUUGCUGUUUGUCAAGAUGGAGUUCAUGCAGCUGUCAGAGCAGACUUGCUUCGGCGGGAUGCUGGACAACAUCACUACCUGUUGGAUUUCAUCGUGGCUCCUUCCUUCUUCCGCUUUUGGAGCCUUGAUUUGGAGAUGCAGAUCCUUCAAGGUGCUGCUGUGCUUUAUGUUUUCCUCGUUGGUGCCACCAUUGCGUACUGCAUGGUGCUGAGAUCCAUUCCGAGGUUGAAGCCAUUCGAGCCGUUCUUUGGCUAUGCCGAUCAUGCCAUCCGAUGCGUGACCUAUGUGCUGAUUUCCGCCUUCAUCCUCUUCGUCACAAAUACGUUGAUGUGGGUGGUCCUCGGAUCUUUGAUCCGGCCAGCCGACCUGUUGCCCUAUGCCAUCAUGGUGGGUAUGGCGGCGACAGUGACUCAAAGUAUGCUGACAAAGUUCAAGGGCAUGCAGCAGUUUUGCUCCUCCAAAAUGGUGAGUUUGCUUGACAAGGCACUUCUGGCCAUUUUCAAAGUGAUGGCGAAAGAUUUGAAGGGCCGGAACGGCUUUCUUCAAGAGGAACACGAGGCAUUUCAAAAGCUCCAGAUUGAUGUGUGGCAGAAGCUGAGAGAGAUCGAAGAAGCAGAGGAGAAGCAGAUGGCAAGCAUGGUACGGAAGGCCCAUACAAGUGACAAGGCGGAGGAGUUCUUGCGCUCGAUACGCUUGACAUCGGACGCGCCGGUACCUCGCAAGGGUUCCUCCAUGCUGCAAGUCCAGGACCGAACAGAUGGUCUUGCACAAGACAAAGAGAAGCAGGUGAAGAACUUGUCCAAAAGCUUGUCGCUGCACUCCGACACUGUCAAACUGAUCAUGAACUGCUUCGAUAGCUCUGUGGUUAUGAAGCGCCUCGAAAGUGAUAGCGCGGCCAACAGCAACAGCUCG
Messenger RNA from Durusdinium trenchii, 2907 nucleotides. Lineage: Eukaryota; Dinophyceae; Suessiales; Symbiodiniaceae. The record is from the annotation of a GenBank genome assembly.